AUGAUUAUUUAAGAUAAGUUGGAUCCUUCUGGGAUGUUUUCAAAGGCCGGAAGACUAUCUUUAGAAAUGUAUACUAUGUUAUAGGAGAAAGAUUUUAUAUUAAAUAACAAAAGAAAGAUUUAGAAAUUAUCAGAUAUUCAUAUUUAAUAAUCUCUAAAUUCUAUGCAUGCAAAACAAUAACACGGAAAUGAAAAACACAGAACAUUUUAGCCUCGUGGUGGUAAUGAUACAACAAAGAGUUUACCAACAAUUAAAUAACCUUUUUUCAAGAUGGUUUCAAGAGAUUAAUAUUAGAUUCUUCAGUCAAAACUUACUUCAAAUAAUCAAAAAUUCGGAAUGUACAAUCCAAAAUAUCAUUUAAUUUACGAAAAGAGUCCUCUCUACCCUGAUCUUGAAAGCCAAGAUGUUAAAUAAAGAGCGAGAGAAUUCCAGUUGUAGAAUUUGCAUUUCUCUUAAUCAGCCAAGAGGCUCAAGACAAUUUAAUAAAAAAAGCACUAGUUAUAAUAAUAACAAUAGAUGUUGCUUUAGCAGUAGAUUUAAAAUGAGAGUUAGUUAAUAAAUAACAAUAAAUCUAUAAUUGCUUCUUAAUAAAUGUAAUUAAAUGCGUCUCAAGUUGCAGCUACUACUGCAGCAUAGUUGUAAAGUCUCAAUCAAUCAGCCCUCGUUUAGUAAAGUGCCCUUAAUCAAUCUUCUAUUCAAACAAAAAGAGUUUUGAAUAAUUCUAUCUCAGAUUCUUCUAUCCUUGGUAUAGACUUUGAUAAACCACGCAGUCGUGUUGUAGGACCAGUACAAUUUGAAAAAUAGCAAGGCAGAAAACCUUUAAUGGCAUAAUCAAUACCACAUGAUAAAAGAUUCGAAUAUAUUGAAAUUCCCUCAAUUUAUUCUAAGAGCCAGCAUUUACCAAAUAUAUCUUUCGAAACUUAAAAAAGAAGUCAGUAAGUUUUUGGAUCAAAAACAGGAGGCUUAGACUACAAUGUAAACUAUGAUUUAGUGCACCCACGUAACAGUAUUGGAGUGUUGGAUUAUUCUAAAUUAUCACCCAGAAAGCCAUAGACUAAGCCAGUUUACACUCUUAACGAGUCUAUCAAUGAUGAUUAUGUUUUCUCACUUGCACGUUCUAAAAGUUAAAUUUUAAAGAAGGUUUCUGUUCCAAAAUUUGAGAAAAUGCCAGGAAGAGAUCGCUCUUUGCAUGAAACUAAACUUGAACAAAUAGAUAUCGAUAUUAACCAUUAAAAGUCAAGGCAUAAAUGA
Messenger RNA from Tetrahymena thermophila SB210, 1251 nucleotides. RefSeq lists its product as hypothetical. The record is from RefSeq and is a predicted model, not a curated record. NCBI's taxonomy places the organism in Eukaryota, Ciliophora, Oligohymenophorea, Hymenostomatida, Tetrahymenidae. The transcript has a single exon.